Messenger RNA from Dujonia railenensis, 450 nucleotides. NCBI's taxonomy places the organism in Eukaryota, Fungi, Ascomycota, Pichiomycetes, Serinales, Debaryomycetaceae. The record is from the annotation of a GenBank genome assembly.
AUGCCACCUGUUACUUGUCAUAUCCUAGACACCACUCGUGGUGUGCCAGCUGAACUGGUAACUUGUGCGAUUUACUUCGUUUCUGAGCUUAUUUCUAAUCCAGAAGAGGAAUCAUCCUAUGAUGUCGCAUCUUCAAAGCCCUUUGCAAUGGGAAAGACAAAUAAGGAUGGCCGUAUCACCAAUUGGGUAUUAAACCCAGAAAAUUCUAAAGAUACAAACCAAGAAUUGGGAUUUACUGAGUCAAAUGAAUGGUCAACCUUGAAGUCUGGUAACUAUAAGAUAAAAUUCUUGACCGGACAAUAUUUCCAUAAAUUAGGACCGGGCCCCCAAGCCAGAACCUUUUUCCCCUUCGUAGAGAUUUAUUUUACAGUAAAUAAUCCUCCUGACCACCACUACCACAUACCAUUGUUGUUGUCCAACUUUAGUUAUACGACUUACAGAGGUUCCUAA